AGUGUAGUAACGAAGUUGUAGCCCCGCCUCUUUUACCUUCUAUGGAAGAGCAACACCCUAUGGGCGAGCUGUGAUUGGUCAGCGCGUGCUCUCUCCAAUGUUUGUAAAUUGUAGUCUGGAGACACUGCUGUGUAGAUCUCAGCGCGCAAAUGUAUUUUCUAAUGUUUAUCAAUUUUCCCUGUUCAGAUUGUAUUUAAAAAUUACUGGCCGUCAGAAACAGCGGGAUACAAGGUCUUAGCGACGUUGUGGAUCUUCAGGAAACGAACAAGGCAGAAAGAGAGACUAUAAUGGUCCUUAGUCAGAUGGAUGCCGGUAAAGCGUUGACGGCGGCAGCAGCCAGAGGGGAUACAAGCGAGGUGCGGAGGAUCCUGGAGGAAUGCAGAGUGCAUCCGGAUACUCUCAAUGAAUUCGGCAGGACUGCGCUUCAGGUGAUGAUGAUGGGAAACUCCAAGAUUGCCAGGUUGCUGUUGGAAAAAGGGGCAGACCCCAACAGGCAGGACAAAUACGGGAUAGCACCUGUGCACGAUGCAGCCCGGACGGGGUUCCUGGACACGCUGCAGGUACUGGUGGAGUACGGUGCUUCAGUAAACAUCCCGGACAAGAGCGGCGCCCUGCCUAUCCACAUUGCCAUCCGGGAAGGCCACCGGGACGUGGUGGAGUUCUUGGCACCGCGGUCCGACCUGAAGCAUGCCAACAUCAGCGGUCAGACGGCGAUAGACGUGGCGCGAGCGUCAUGCGUGCCUGAUAUGAUUGACUUGCUUUUUGCUCAUAUUCAUAGUUAGUCAGAUGUCUGGGUGCUGGGUGGCCCUAACCGCUUUUUUUUUUUUUUGCUUCAAACCUGGUGACUUGAAUUCAUUGCUGUGUAAAGGAUUUUAUUUUUCUGUUAACAGUGGCUCAGCAUUAAUAUGUGUCACAGGACAUGUUGUCUUGGCAGCUUAUUUUCAGUUGAUGGGUUGUGGCUAUACACACUAGACACCCCUUUUGCACAGUGCAAUUUAGGCACCUUAUAUAUCUGUUUUCCCUAUUAAUUGGGAGUGCACAUUUGUAGAUAGUUUCCCCAGUGUUUUGUAAUUAUUGCAUUAUUUACAUUGUGUAAGAAUUUUAAUAGUUGUAUGUGUUUUAAAACAUUUUUACAAAACUUGACAUGGUGCACCCUGAUUGCUUUUCAUAGUUUUGUUUCUCUUAAUUAGAUGUACUUAGGCUUUGAAUUUACUCUUAUUUAUUGUUGGAAUCAGACUGAAUAUUCCUGUGACUCUGUAAAUAGCAACAUUUAUUGUGAUUUGUUGAAAUGUUAUUUAUAUAAAUACUUUUAAAACAAGUGAGAUUAUUCACUUUAAUAUUUGAAGAAGAAAGCACAAAAUAAAGUG
Molecule: messenger RNA, 1367 nt
Organism: Chelmon rostratus (copperband butterflyfish)
Lineage: Eukaryota; Metazoa; Chordata; Actinopteri; Chaetodontiformes; Chaetodontidae
Gene: cdkn2d
Product: cyclin-dependent kinase inhibitor 2D (p19, inhibits CDK4)
Exons: 3
Coding region: 288-782 (164 amino acids)
Biological process (GO): negative regulation of cell population proliferation; regulation of cyclin-dependent protein serine/threonine kinase activity
Cellular component (GO): nucleus
Molecular function (GO): protein kinase binding; cyclin-dependent protein serine/threonine kinase inhibitor activity
Source: RefSeq, a predicted model, not a curated record